AGCGCCCACCCCCGGGAAGGGCCUGUACCGCCAGCCCCGGGGCGGACCGGGCCGCUGUGGGCGGGCGGCGCGUUGCGGAGCGGGGCCAUGGCGACCUACGUGCGGCUGGGAGCCGCCGCCAAGGUGCCCCUGCUGGGGCUGGGCACAUGGAAGUCCCCCCCGGGUAAGGUGGAAGCUGCAGUGAUGGCUGCCAUCGAUGCUGGGUACCGCCACUUUGACUGUGCCUACGUGUACCAGAACGAGAAGGAAGUUGGGGAUGGGAUCCAGCAGAAAAUCAAGGAAGGCGUUGUGAAACGAGAGGACCUCUUCAUCGUCAGUAAGUUGUGGUGUACGUUUCAUGACAAACCUCUGGUGAAGGGAGCCUGCCAGAAGACUCUUGCUGACCUGAAACUGGAUUACUUGGAUCUCUACCUUGUGCACUGGCCUUUUGGUUUCAAGGCAGGAGAAGAACUAUUUCCCACAGAUGACAAAGGCAUGUCAAUACCCAGCAACACAGAUAUCCUGCAUACGUGGGAGGCCAUGGAAGAGCUGGUGGAUGCUGGUCUGGUAAAAGCCAUUGGCAUCUCCAACUUCAACCGUGAGCAGACUGAAAGAAUCUUGAACAAGCCAGGACUGAAGUACAAGCCUGCAAAUAACCAGAUCGAGUGUCAUCCAUACCUUUCCCAGGAAAAGCUUAUCAACUAUUGCCAAUCCAAAGGGAUCACUGUGACAGCAUAUUGUCCCCUUGGGCGCCCUGACAGGGCUAAACCAGAUGAGCCUUCCCUUCUGGAUGACCCUAAGAUCAAAGAGAUUGCAGCCAAGCACAACAAAACCCCAGCACAGGUUCUCCUUCGCUUCCAGAUCCAGAGAAAUGUGAUCGCGAUUCCCAAGUCCGUCACACCACAGCGCAUCGUGGAGAACUCCAAGGUGUUUGACUUUGAACUGACUAAAGAGGAGAUGUCAACCCUUCUCAGCUUAAACAGAAACUGGAGGAUCUGUGAAAUGGUCACGUGCAAGAAUCACAAGGAGUACCCCUUCAAUGCAGAAUACUGAAGACCAUUUUAUCCUGCCCUACUGCAGGCAGGUUCGGGUUUUGACAGAAUUUAAAUGAAAAGAAUUUUAACUUCUUUCAUGAUGUUCUCCAUAAAAGAGUUCAGAUCUGGGGUUAGAGGGACACAAUAAACUAUACAGUAUAAUUUGGUGGAUCAAUCCAGUGAGAGACUGUAUUCACAAGUCAGGUAUUACCACAGAUAGUUUUUGAAUAGCAUGUUAUGGAUGUACUGCCUGACAGAUUAUCUGUUACACACAGAGAGAAGACGGUACCAAAGACUAUUCCCCUUUAAAAUCUAUUUUCUUAAUAAGGACAAAUGGAAAAACAGGCAAAUUGAAGGGAUAAAAUGAGUUUUUGAGUAACUUGUAACAAAAAGUUUUCUAGAAACAUUGAAGUAGUUCCUUGCUGAUAGUGACAGGCUUUAACAGGCUAAAAGAAAUCUUCAUUUUAAAAACGAUCUGUAAAAUAUAAUAAAACGACCAUAAGGUGUCACUAGAACCCAAGCAACUUGCAAAUAAAUUGCAUUCUAGAAAUGUUCUUAUCCAGCUACAAGGCUUUUGUUAUACUCCUUUCUGAAAGUAAAAAAGGACCUAUUUUUAAAUAGCGUAGAGAAUUCCUGUAUGUACAGAAAUCACCAUAUUCAAUACAUUGGCUUUAUUUUUUCCUUUUA
Molecule: messenger RNA, 1700 nt
Organism: Calidris pugnax (ruff)
Lineage: Eukaryota; Metazoa; Chordata; Aves; Charadriiformes; Scolopacidae
Product: aldose reductase-like
Exons: 10
Coding region: 88-1032 (314 amino acids)
Cellular component (GO): cytosol
Molecular function (GO): aldose reductase (NADPH) activity
Source: RefSeq, a predicted model, not a curated record